Protopolystoma xenopodis is the source of this 333-nucleotide messenger RNA. The record is from the annotation of a GenBank genome assembly. Lineage: Eukaryota; Metazoa; Platyhelminthes; Monogenea; Polystomatidea; Polystomatidae.
AUGCUGAAUCAAUGUCGUUUUGAAACAAGGCACGAUCGUGCCAUUCUUGCCGAUCUCGAAACUGAACUUCAAGAGGCCAAAGCUCUCUUGUUAAAUCGUGAUCAGGAUGUUGACCGUCUAACACACACGGUAUAUCUCAGCCAGCUUGCUCGAACAGGGCAAAAUGAUUCAUCUGUUCUCAACUCUUCUGAUUCCGCUCCAGUUAUUGCCUUGGCCAAGACUUGUGACAAUGACGCAGAAGCCUCCGUUUCUGGUCUUUUUAGAACUGCAAAUCCACCUGAGGAUGCCGAUAUCUUGAUGAUGAAAGAGCGAAUAGUGGAGGCGGAGGUGGCC